CAACAUGGACGCGUCGGGGCAAGAUGUGCGAGAAAUGCAACAAAAUAAUACUUCAUCAUCAAACGAAGAACCUGAGCCGCAGCGCCCCGACUUUUGUCCUGGUUUUAAGGAUGUCGAUGCAUUUGUGAAGUAUGGACUGGGGACGGUCGUUGCUGCCACAAAAGCGUCUGCCAACCUCCCGCAAGCAGGGGAUGAGUAUGACUUCUACCGCAGUUUCCCAGGGUUCCAGGAGUUCUGCGAAACCCAGGGAGACAGGCUGUUGCAUUGCAUGAGCCUGUUAAUGCAGCACCAUGGCUGCCGGGCUCACAUGAGAGACCGCAACAAACUGACUGGCCUGGAGGACCGGUUUGACCUGGUGGUGGACUCCAAUGACGUCAUUCUGGAGAAAGUGGGGAUCCUGCUGGAUGAGGCCUCGGGUGUAAACAGGAACCAGCAGCCAAUCAUGCCUGCUGGCUUUCAGCCUCCUAAGACCAUUGUGUCCAGCUGGAAUCGCAGGGGAGGAGACUCGGGUCGAGGGUCGAGCUCUGAGACCUUCCGGCUGCUACAUGCCAAGAACAUCCAGAGGCCACAGCUGAAAUUCAGGGAGAAGGUGGACAACAGCAACACACCGUUCAUGCCCAAAAUCUUCGUCAAGCCCAACGCCAUAAAGCCACUCCCUUCAUAUUUCACUGAUAAACACAUCCGCCAGGAGAGGCCGGAGGAUCUGGAUGUCCCUGCAGCUCUGGCUGACUUCAUCCACCAGCAGAGAACACAGGAGCACAUGGAAGACAUGUCUGCACACCCUUAUCAGUACGAAUUGGACCACCUCUCGAUACCGGAGAAUUUGUUAGCCAAACCUGAACCCCAGAUGUACAGACCCCUCUCCGAGACCAAGUGUCAGUUCAUAGACACACUGGAAGACCUGGUGGCGCUCAAUGAGAAGCUUGCAAAGAUGUCAGAGUUUGCGGUAGAUCUGGAGCACCAUUCCUACAGAAGUUUCCUGGGCAUUACUUGCCUGAUGCAAAUCUCGACAAGAGACGAGGACUUCAUCGUUGACUGUUUGGAACUGCGUAGCGAGAUGUACAUCCUCAAUGAGACUUUCACGGACCCCUCCAUUGUCAAGGUGUUCCACGGUGCCGACUCGGACAUCGAGUGGCUGCAGAAGGACUUCGGCUUGUACGUGGUCAACAUGUUCGACACGCACCAGGCAGCUCGUUCCCUCAACCUGGGCAGACACUCGCUGGACCACAUCCUGAAGCUGUACUGCAACGUGGACUCGGACAAGCGCUACCAGCUGGCUGACUGGAGAAUAAGGCCUUUGCCAGAGGAAAUGUUCCAGUACGCUCGCGCGGACACCCACUACCUCCUCUACGCCUAUGACCGGCUGAGGGUGGAUCUGUUCGAGGUGUCCAACGGGCAGCCGUCUCUCCUGCAGGCCGUCUGGCAGAGGAGUAAGGACAUCUGUCUCAAGAAAUACGUAAGGCCGCUCUUCACAGAGGACUCGUACAUGGAUCUGUACAGGAGGCAGAAGAAGACCUUCAACACCCAGCAGCUGGCCGCCUUUAGGCUGCUGUACGGCUGGAGGGACAAGCUGGCCAGACAGGAGGACGAGAGCACGGGGUAUGUCUUACCCAACCACAUGAUGAUGAAGAUAUCGGAAGAACUGCCGAAAGAGCCCCAGGGCAUCAUUGCCUGCUGUAACCCGGUGCCCCCGCUGGUCCGCCAGCAGGUCAAUGAGCUCCACCUGCUGGUGCAGCAGGCCAGAGACAUUCCCCUGCUCAAGGCUGAAGUAGCAGUGGAAAAGAAGAAGGGACUGACGCCAAAGAGAAAGCCAGAGUCUACUUUGUUUGGGCCUCAUGACACCUCCCGUGUCUCUGAGAGUGACUUUCCCGAUUUCUCCUCUCCGGGUUUCCUGGCUAAACAAGGGGUGCUGUUCUCUGACGAUGAAGGCGAGACAAGGGACACAGAGGAGUUGGGUGGUCUCGUAGCGUCAGCAAAAAUCACACUGUUUGACGACCAAGACACUGGCAAGGAGGGAGGCAACCUCACAGUGGCACAGCAGAAGGCUUGCAGCAUAAUGGAGUCCUUCGAGAACCCUUUCAGAAUGUAUUUACCUUCAAAGGACAACAACAUACACAUCUCAAAAAAUGCAAAGUAUGACCCAUCAUCAAAAAUAUACGAGAUCAGCAACAGAUGGAAACUGCAGAGUGUGGAGCAGCAGAAGAGAGAGGCCCAGGCCAAACAGGAGGCGAAGGCGAAGGCCAGGGAGAUGGCCCAGAGAGCUGCAGAAGAGAGGAAGAAAACGCAACAGUCAUACCAGGAAUCUCUAAAAGAUGUAAUGACCGUUCGUCAGCAAGCAUCUGCUACCAAGCUGGGAACAAACAAGCGGGAGAGGAUACCCAGUGACCAGGAUGAGACUCAGAAACCCAACAAAAAACAGCUGAAGUCCACAGAAAAGCCAGCAGAGAAAAACCCUCCCCCUCCAGCUGACUUCAAACCCUUUGACUACAGCCAGUCGGACCUGAAAGUCUUUGCUGCAGGCAAGGCAAAGGACAGCACGCAGUUUGAUCCAAAUAGGCAAGCCGAGGAACCGAGGCAAAAGAAAACCCCAAAGGUACAAAAAAUGAACCCUUCAUCAGGAAACAGAAGUAUGUCUUAUUUGGCUGGCAAAUCUGACAGGGGAUUUAGACAGAACUGGCCCAAAAGAUAAACUGACUUAUACCUGGAUCUAUACCUGCAAGGUCAUGAAGUGGAAGACAACAGGUUCCUGGACUCACAUUUAUAUAGGGGAAAAAGAGUUUUCUACCUUCCAAUGAUGUGCAUAUGUUGUCUAUACCAAUAUUUAAACUAUGGUAGAGUCCAACAUUUUGUGUGGUUUAAUCUUUUUUAAAUGAUUUCAUUAUUGUUUGCUGUCAGUUGCCCUUUCUCGGUAUU
This is a messenger RNA of Megalops cyprinoides (Indo-Pacific tarpon), 2913 nucleotides long. RefSeq names its product exosome component 10 (gene exosc10). The transcript is spliced from 25 exons. Gene Ontology annotation, biological process: nuclear polyadenylation-dependent rRNA catabolic process; nuclear polyadenylation-dependent antisense transcript catabolic process; histone mRNA catabolic process. Bases 5 to 2689 code for a protein of 894 amino acids. Gene Ontology annotation, cellular component: nucleolus; nuclear exosome (RNase complex). Gene Ontology annotation, molecular function: nucleotide binding; 3'-5'-RNA exonuclease activity; nucleic acid binding. Lineage: Eukaryota; Metazoa; Chordata; Actinopteri; Elopiformes; Megalopidae. The record is from RefSeq and is a predicted model, not a curated record.